Tarenaya hassleriana is the source of this 876-nucleotide messenger RNA. RefSeq names its product putative CCR4-associated factor 1 homolog 8. NCBI's taxonomy places the organism in Eukaryota, Viridiplantae, Streptophyta, Magnoliopsida, Brassicales, Cleomaceae. The coding region runs from base 1 to 876 and encodes 291 amino acids. Gene Ontology annotation, cellular component: CCR4-NOT complex; P-body; CCR4-NOT core complex. The record is from RefSeq and is a predicted model, not a curated record. The transcript has a single exon. Gene Ontology annotation, molecular function: nucleic acid binding; poly(A)-specific ribonuclease activity.
AUGAUCCGGGAGAUUUGGAGGUAUAACCAGGCGGAAGAGAUGGCAUUGAUCGCCGACUGUUUAUCCUCUUGUCCAUUCAUCGCGAUCGAUACGGAGUUUCCCGGCUGUCUCCGGAACACGCCCUUGACUUCUUCCGAGUGCGAACGAUACUCCGACAUGAAGUUCAACGUCGAUCGCACCAAACUCAUCCAGUUCGGAUUCACCCUCUUCGAUUCCGACUGCAGGAUCGGCGGUACCUGGGAAGUCAACUUCUCUGGCUUCAGUGAAACCGAGGAUGCGAGGAACGAGGACUCGAUCUCUUUUCUGCGGAAGAACGGUCUCGAUUUCGAACAGAUCCGAGAGGACGGUGUUUGCGUUCACGGGUUCUUCCGCGAGUUCAUUCGGAUGAUCAGAUUUCAAGAGCAGCUGUUAUGGAUCACCUUCCACGGGUCUUACGACAUGGCCUACCUCAUCAAGAUGAUGACCCGAUCGCCCCUACCCCGCACGUCAGAGGGAUUCACAGACGUCGUGGGGAAGACGCUUGGCAGAGUGUACGACAUGAAAGCCAUGGCAUCGAGGAUCAGAGGGCUCAACCAGCGGUUCGGACUGGAGAAACUGGCGGACGAACUCGGAGUGAGCCGUCAAGGAUCCGCACAUCAUGCAGGAUCGGACAGCCUAUUGACGGCCCAGGCUUUCGUUCGGAUGGCUGCGAGGUGCAAAGACCUCUGCGAGUACGAAGGAUUCAUCUAUGGGAUGGGCUCUCGGGUCGUCUCGAAACGUCUUGUCCCGCAGCCCGAGUCGAUGCCUUCACCGUACACGAGAUGCUUCGACGAUCCACCGACGAUGGCAUUCUCGCCUUACGGUGUCAAUCUUGUCGGCUUUUCGACAUUCAUGUGA